AUAAUCCAACUACUGAAGAUCAAGAUAAUACUUUUUCUACAAUUGAUACAAUUGAUAGAGAAGAAAGCUUGUAUAAUAGUUCAACUGGAAAUUUAAUUGCACAUUUGCAAGAUGUUCGCUCUAUUAUUAAUGAUGAUGUUGAAAGUAGAACUUCUAAAAAG
Messenger RNA from Dentiscutata erythropus, 161 nucleotides. The record is from the annotation of a GenBank genome assembly. Lineage: Eukaryota; Fungi; Glomeromycota; Glomeromycetes; Diversisporales; Gigasporaceae.